AUGCUGGAAAAGUUGUAUGGGUCAAGGACAUCUAACAUUUACAAUAUUUCAAACAGCAAUUCUAGUAAAUGCAGUAAUGUGAUCAACAAAAAUAUAUCCUUUGACAGGAAACUGUGUUCUGAUGAUCAAACCCUUUUUCAAAAUACUGACAACAAUCACACCGUUUUUGAUAACUGCCAAUGCAACGCAGCUUAUAGCAUGUUAGGAAUAACAUUAUCAUAUCAUAACCGAAAAGUUUUUAAAGACGUCAAUCGUUUGCUGUUUUCUGCGUUUCCCCAACAGCAACCACAACAUACACCACUAGUUAAUGCUAAAGAGCAAUAUAAUAAUAAAAAAUGUCGUCACGUUCUUCACCUGUUGGCUGCUUUAUUAAAUUUUGCAAGUGUUGACGAAAUGGAUGAUGAUAGCUAUUUCAAUAAUAUUACUAACCACAACAAUUAUUACGACACCAAAUCCAGCUGCGUUAUGAGCAAAAAUAAAUCAUUAAAACUUGACCAUAUCUGUGACACAAAUACUACUGAAAAAAACGAUUAUUUAAAAAAAAAAAAUAGCAACAACUACCAUAUCACUAAAAAUAGUCGUAACUAUUUUAAUGAUAAUGGUCAUAGUACAAGCCUCACCUUGGCUGAAGUUGAACUAAAUACAAGCAGAUAUAAUUAUUACACAGCUGGUAUUACUUCAGCUACUUCAGAUACUGGUACCGCUAGGGAUGAUGAUGAUGAUAAUAAUUGUUAUUUUAACGCUUUUAACGGCAUGACUUUGGAACAUGAAAAUAGUCAUAACAAUUAUGAUUUUUAUGAGUACCCUCAAAGCAAAAACACAAAUGAAAACAUAAACCGCGACAAAAUUGGCAUUAGUGAUGAAGAUGAUAAAGAUAGUGAUUGCUUUGUCAAAAAACAAUUCAAUUUCGAUGACUUCAGCGAUAUGGAUGGAAUUAGUAACGAUAAUAAUGUUGAUAAAAAUUUUAUAGUUUUUGAAAAUAAACAAACCCCUUCAGCUACAAAUGUAAUUGAUAAGGGUGAUGACAAUUUCGAAUGUUUGUGUGAUAACAUUUAUGACAUCGAGAUGUUGAAAUUGAACAACUCUAACAAAUUUAUGAUGUACCUCACUGAAAAAUGGUACGUGUUUUUGCAUUUGCAUCACAAAUUAUUUAAAAGACUUGUGGAUAUUUUAAAACUUUCGGUUAACGAUUAUUCGCAAGAUGAUUGUAAGAUUGAUUAUGAUUCUAAUAGAAAUGAAAAGGCAAAUGAUGAACAAAUGAGAUUGAGAAGUAGAAAUUUUACGAAAGCGGCCACUGUUACUGAUACAACUGCUUUAAUUGAUAAUACAAUUACUACAUUUGCCACUGCAAACAUACCAAGUGACACAAACCAGAUAAAUGGCAACAUGAACUUCUACAAUUUUGCCCUGGAUAUAUGCCAACAAUACAUCCAUAAUGGCACUACGUGUGAAGAUUUAAUUAAGGCUGCUAUGGAUUCUUUCAAUAAUCGUGACAAUGAUCAAAACAUCAAAUUAAACAAAGCAUUUCCAUUGAUAGUAACAUUAGAUAAGUUGAUUGAUGUUGUUGUUAAAGAGGUUAGGAUUCAAUCGCUUGUUUUGGAUGAGUUGAGCUGCAAGUCCAUCAAUUUGUUUAAGAAAUGCAUCAUCCAUUCUUCAUCACCAUUUUCAUCAACAUUUUCUUUAUCUUCCUGUUUGAAAAGAAAUGACUCAUUUUUUGAUCACCAGUUUGAGAAAGCAUGA
This is a messenger RNA of Helobdella robusta, 1740 nucleotides long. RefSeq lists its product as hypothetical. The transcript has 3 exons. The record is from RefSeq and is a predicted model, not a curated record. Lineage: Eukaryota; Metazoa; Annelida; Clitellata; Rhynchobdellida; Glossiphoniidae. The coding region runs from base 1 to 1740 and encodes 579 amino acids.